AUGGGUUCCAGCUACACGGUGCAGUUGAACAACCUCCCCUCCACCUCCCCCCUUCUUGUCCCCAAAAUUAAACCUUUCGGCCCGUCUCCGCCUCCAUUGCACCACCUCUCUACACCCUCUUCCUUCGUCGCCACCACCAGGCUCCAGUACGCCGUUGCUAUCGUGCGGAAGGCCCCACCUUUCACCCCGCGGCGUCAAGAAGUACCCAAGUCACUCGUUCGAGAUGGUCCGGGUCAUGGGUUUGAAGAUCGAGGACACUCGUUUCUUCCGCGGGUCGAUCCGCAGGGCCCGUAUGUUUUUUACGCCCUCUGUGCGUACACCCGCGAGGUGAUCCCCAAUCGCCGGACAAGGGCGGACCCCACGGAGUCAGGAAGUUUCGCAGGCUGUGGCAGAACCAGGGCAAGCGGGUCGUGGCGAGAUUCCGGGGGUCAAGAUUGGGGACGUCUUCUUUUUUUGGAUGGAGAUAGCUUGAACGGCGAGUCGAUUGCCACCAGCAUUAUAGUCUCUGGAGGUUAUGAAGACGAUGAGGAUGCUGGCGAUGUAAUAGUGUACACUGGUCAAGGUGGGCAGGACAAGAAUGGCAGGCAGGUCAAGGACCAGAGGCUGGAGCGCGGUAACCUGGCCAUGGAGAGGAACAUGCAUUACGGGAUUGAGGUACGAGUAAUCCGCGACUUUAAGUAUGAAGGUAGCUGCAAGGUCUAUGUGUAUGACGGGCUUUACAAAGUUGUCGACAACCUGGUUCAAUGUGAGCCGGUCAGGCUAUGGUGUCUAAAAGUUCCGACUCGUGAGAAAUGA
Messenger RNA from Striga asiatica, 795 nucleotides. The record is from the annotation of a GenBank genome assembly. Lineage: Eukaryota; Viridiplantae; Streptophyta; Magnoliopsida; Lamiales; Orobanchaceae.